Molecule: messenger RNA, 741 nt
Organism: Scheffersomyces amazonensis
Lineage: Eukaryota; Fungi; Ascomycota; Pichiomycetes; Serinales; Debaryomycetaceae
Product: U2-type spliceosomal complex subunit
Exons: 1
Coding region: 1-741 (246 amino acids)
Source: RefSeq, a predicted model, not a curated record
AUGGCAGGAGAUUUGAACUUAAAGAAGUCGUGGAAUCCAGCCUUAGUUAAGAACCAAAAGAAAGUAUGGCAAGAAGAGCAAAAUAAGCUUGCAGAAUUUAAGCAGAUUGAAAAACUUGAAGAUGAAUUCAAAUCAGAACAGGAAUAUAAGCAUUUGCUUAAGUUACAAUAUGGAGAUGACUUUAAAGUUCUGGACUUAAAGGGGAAGGAGAAAUUGAAGUUGAAUAAACUCAGUUGGAUGUAUGAUGAUAUGCCUAAAACUGAUGAAGCAGAGGUAGAGAAUGAAGCAGGAUUUAUUGAAAGUAAAGAGUUUACUGAGGGCAAGAAUGAGGUUGAGAAUUUAUUGAAUGGUAAUAAAUCUUUUAAUAAAACAUCAGGAACUACCACAACCUCACUUGAUAAUAUAUUGAAUGUGGGGAGAGGUGGAAUUAAGCAGAGUGUCGUAAGUGAUGAUCCAUUACUUAAAAUAAGACAAGAGAAGCGUAAGCAAAUGAGCUCAAACAAACUCAGUGCAUCAAGACACUCUCAUAGAUCACGAGAGAGGGAUAGUUCUUCAGCUCGAAGUGACAAGGAUAAGCCGUAUAAAGUAAGAAAGGAGUCCUCGCCGUCUCAUAGUCACAGAUCCUCAUCUUCAUCUACAUCAAGACACCAUCACCAUCAUUCCAGUCAUUCCAGUCAUUCUAGUCAUUCCACUCAUUCAUCAUCAAACGCUCCCAAGGAAAGAUAUAUCCCUAAAUAUUGA